Aphis gossypii (cotton aphid) is the source of this 1792-nucleotide messenger RNA. RefSeq names its product juvenile hormone epoxide hydrolase 1 (gene Jheh2). Gene Ontology annotation, molecular function: epoxide hydrolase activity. Gene Ontology annotation, biological process: epoxide metabolic process. The transcript has 5 exons. NCBI's taxonomy places the organism in Eukaryota, Metazoa, Arthropoda, Insecta, Hemiptera, Aphididae. Bases 101 to 1501 code for a protein of 466 amino acids. The record is from RefSeq and is a predicted model, not a curated record.
AUAACGACCGGCGCUGUUCGUCGCGUAUGUUCACGUUUCGCUGCAGUGUGCUGCCAGCAGCGUACGAAACACGUACACCAAUACGAUCUACGCUGGAAAAAUGGGAAAAUUAAAAUACUUUUUGGCUGCUUUGGUCGCAUUUGCACUGGUCAUUUAUCAGAAAAAUGUCGUCGAUAUUAUCGUGGAGCCGGAAACAAUGCCCGAGGACGUAUGUUGGGGAGCCGUUCCCAGUAAGACGAAAAACUCUGAGAACGCCAAAGAAGUCCGACCGUUCCUUAUAAACAUCACGACCGAAGUCAUCGCCGAUUUGAAGCACAGACUCUCCAACGCCAGACCGUUAGUAAAGCCGUUGCGAAGUGUGAAUUUCGAGUAUGGCUUCAAUAGCGAUCACUUGGCGAAAAUCAUUGACCAUUGGUCGAACCGAUAUGAUUGGACAGCUAGACAAGCAUACUUGAACACUUUGCCGCAGUUCAAGACCAACAUUUUCGGUCUGGACUUGCAUUUCAUACACGCGAAGCCACCUGUAGGAUCUUCGACCAGGACAAUACCUCUGCUUAUGUUGCACGGAUGGCCUGGUUCCAUCGUCGAAUUUUAUAAAAUCAUUCCUAUGUUGACCACCCCGGUCGCCGGUCGCCAUUUCGUGUUUGAAGUGAUAGCACCCUCGUUACCAGGUUACGGGUUUUCGGACGCGGCCGCACGGCCCGGCAUGGGUCCAGCGCAAAUGGGUCAAAUUUUCGUCAAGCUCAUGGAGAGGUUGGGCCACGAAAAGUUCUACGUUCAAGGUGGCGAUUGGGGAUCGGUCAUAACAGAAGCAAUUUCGAAGAUUUUUCCCGACAGGGUUUACGGCAUGCAUUCAAACAUGUGUGCGGUUACUACUUUGACACUGAGUGAUUACGUUCGAUUGGCGUUGGGAACGUACUGGCCUUCGUUAAUCGUUAGCUCCGAGGCUGAAAAAUCCCGAACUUAUCCAUUGAGCAAGAUGUUCUUUGAUUUCCUCGAAGAAUCUGGAUACAUGCAUUUGCAAAUGACCAAACCCGACACAGUCGGCGUCGCUUUGAACGAUUCGCCGGUCGGCUUAGCAGCUUAUAUUCUAGAAAAAUUUUCCACUUGGACAUCUACGGAUUACAAAUCUCUACCAGACGGCGGCCUGUCUAAGUUCAAAGUAGACGAACUAUUAGACAAUGUCAUGAUUUACUGGGUGACUAAUUCCAUGACCACGGCGAUGCGGCUGUACUCGGAAUACGCCAGCAACAAAUAUCGUGCUCUUCCACACACAUUGGCCAAAGUUAAAGUCCCAGCAGCUUGUGCUAUUUUUCCGAACGAAAUACCGAUGAUGUUAUCACUGAAGAAACUUUUGAAUCGUAAAUUCGUAAAUCUAGUCAGAGCUACAGAGAUGAAGGAAGGUGGACAUUUCGCAGCGUUCGAACAACCUAGACUGUUGGCAGAUGACAUUUGGUCGACAGUUUACGAGAUGGAAAACAUAAGAAUCAAUCCAAUUUAAUAUUAUUUAUUUUAUUUUUGUACAUCAUGAUAUUUUCAUAUUUAGGAACUCUUUUUUUUUAAAUUCUAUCCAAAGUGUUUUUUUGUAAUUUUCGAUCGCCGAUAACUGGUAGAAGAGAUUCUAAUUUCGUCGGCUUUUUAACUAUAUUUUCUGGCGAUACGCGUCUGUGUCCUGUAAUAAUAAAACAUUUUUUAUUAUUAUUAUUUCUAUAAUUAUAUGCAUGAUAAAUAAUAUUUAUUCAAUAAAAUGACAUAAUAUUACGAUUAUGUUAAAAAAACGUAUUGCAGGUUA